Messenger RNA from Arabidopsis lyrata subsp. lyrata, 880 nucleotides. RefSeq lists its product as uncharacterized. The record is from RefSeq and is a predicted model, not a curated record. The coding region runs from base 266 to 643 and encodes 125 amino acids. The transcript has a single exon. Lineage: Eukaryota; Viridiplantae; Streptophyta; Magnoliopsida; Brassicales; Brassicaceae.
CCUGUCUAAAAUAUAAAAGGAAAAGAAAGAUAAGCAAAUGAAACUGAUGGAAGGUGUGUAUUGAGUAAUCACCAAACCACUACCAAAACCAUAAACCUCCCAACUUCCCCACACAACACAUAAUAACAAAAACACUUUCUUCUUCUUCCCUUGUUUUUGGUUUUACUAUUCUUCUGCUUCUUUCUUCAACAAUAACACACACAAAUUUAAACAUAACCUGAAAAACAAAAAAAAAAGAGGAGCAACCAAAAAAAGAAAAGAAUCAAUGGAUGGUUUGAUUCCAAUGGCGUUUAAGGCUAUGAGGAAAAACCGGACCCGUCGGCGUUAUGAGUGUCUCUCUUCCUCCGCCGGCACGACUAAAGAUUCCAACGACGACUACGACUUCUUCCCCUUCGCCGCUAAAUCCGAAAACGCCGUUGUAUCUCGACCCUCAUCGUCUUUUGUUCAUAUGGAGAUGAAUAACGUUGGUGUUCAACAACGUCACCGCCGUGGAUGGUCGGUCGGAGAUUUCUCAUCCAUGUCUUAUCGUGAAGGAAGAAGAUCUGGUGCUGACGGCGGAGAAACCGGUUUUUCUCCGUCCCGGCGAGGACAGCUUUUGAGGAAUAGAAGCCAUAGAUUGUUCUCUUGUGUCUCAGGUGAAUGAUUUAUUCAUCCAAAAAGCUUAAAUCUCAGCUCAAUACAUUUCAUUUGCAUCUUGUUUUGUGUUAAUGUUGAUUUUCAUUACGAAAGUCUAAACUCUAAAAAUUGUUUGGGGGGAAAAAUUGCAAUUUUUGUACUUAUGGGUGAUAUUUCGAUAUUGAUGUGUAAAGUUUUGGGGUAUUAGUAAGACAGUUACAAUUAUUUGAGGCUCAGAAGAUAAAAAGAAAACUUUAGAAGUUCA